GGCUCCAGUCCACAGUACCUCGUCUCCUCCAGGACUCCAGUCCACAGUACCUCGUCUCCUCCAGGGCUCCAGUCCACAGUACCUCGUCUCCUCCAGGACUCCAAAAAGACAGUAUGGAGAAGAGCCAGUAUGGACCCCCGCUGGACGCGUCUGCUCCCCCCUACCCCUACCCCAGCUACCAGGGAAGUGGCGGGGGAACAGCCUACCCCCCUCAGCCUGGCUACCAGGGAAGUGGCGGGGGAACAGCCUACCCCCCUCAGCCUGGCUUCCAGGGAGGUCCCCAACCCGGCAUGUACCCACCACCUCCCCAAUACGACAUGGGCAUGGCACAACCUACAAAUGCCCCCAGCGUACCCCGUGACAAACGAGAACCAAGUUGUACAAACACAAGUAACCCAGGUGGUGGUGAUGCAGCAGCCGCUGCCUAGAGACGUGUCCGGCCAGAUGACGUGUCCACACUGUCAGGUCCAGGUUCUGACAGAGACCACACACACCACUGCACUACUCACCUGGGUCAUCUGUGGAGCCCUCUGCUGCUUCAUGUGCUGGCCAUGCUGUUUGAUUCCGUUCUGUGUUGACUCCUGUAAGGACGUAGAACACCGCUGCCCCAACUGCAAGAGAGUGAUCCACAUCCACAAACGCAUGUGAACAGACCAAGAUGAGACACCUGCCACAAAGUGAUCCACCUGCCAGAAAGUGAUCAUCUACUGUAUAUAUGAACAGCCACAGCCCACUGACAGUUCAGUGCGUAAUCCACAUCAGAAAUACAAUAGUCUACUGUCUCUCUGAAAUGACUGCAGCAGUAAAGCUUCCUCUACUGUCUCUGAAAUGACUACAGCAGGGCAGCUUCCUCUACUGUCUCUCUGAAAUGACUACAGCAGGGCAGCUUCCUCUACUGUCUCUCUGAAAUGACUACAGCAGGGCAGCUUCCUCUACUGUCUCUCUGAAAUGACUACAGCAGG
Molecule: messenger RNA, 962 nt
Organism: Salvelinus namaycush (lake trout)
Lineage: Eukaryota; Metazoa; Chordata; Actinopteri; Salmoniformes; Salmonidae
Product: cell death-inducing p53-target protein 1 homolog
Exons: 6
Coding region: 130-648 (172 amino acids)
Molecular function (GO): zinc ion binding
Source: RefSeq, a predicted model, not a curated record